Molecule: messenger RNA, 3957 nt
Organism: Candidozyma haemuli
Lineage: Eukaryota; Fungi; Ascomycota; Pichiomycetes; Serinales; Metschnikowiaceae
Exons: 3
Coding region: 1-3957 (1318 amino acids)
Biological process (GO): nuclear polyadenylation-dependent antisense transcript catabolic process; poly(A)-dependent snoRNA 3'-end processing; exonucleolytic trimming to generate mature 3'-end of 5.8S rRNA from tricistronic rRNA transcript (SSU-rRNA, 5.8S rRNA, LSU-rRNA)
Cellular component (GO): nucleolus; nuclear exosome (RNase complex)
Molecular function (GO): nucleic acid binding; nucleotide binding; 3'-5'-RNA exonuclease activity
Source: RefSeq, a predicted model, not a curated record
AUGCCUCAGCCAAUAGAUGACGUUAAGACUGUGAUACCAAAGCUUAUUGAUACUGUUAGGUAUUCUGUUGCAGUAUCAGCACAUGAUAUAAACUUUUAUCGAACAAUAGAUGCUGAGAUCGACGGCAUUUCUUCUGAUUUUUCUGACUUGCUUUUACGCUUGUUGGAUAAUUUAGCUGAUCGGGUUCACCAAGAUAAACAUCCUCUACAUACCAAGAGCAAGCUUAUUUGGGAGCAGGUAGAGUCAUCUCUAGAUUCGAUCUAUGAGAAGGUCGACAUUGCUACUGAAAAACGUACAAUCAAAAUUCAAGACGUACAGGAAAGUGGAUUGCAAUCUACAGCAAGUGGAGACAUCGAAAAGCCACAGCAUAAAUUCGAGGACGAAGUUAACAAUUCUGACAUAAGUCCAUUUGUUCCUAAGUUAACAUCGAAGCCCUUUGCUCUUGAGCCACUUGAUGUGCUGCUACGCUGCGAUGCAAAUGGGCUUUACCCUCAACCUUACGAGCAUGAGAUCAUGAGUCAGCCAUAUCCAGAAGAGAUAUUAGUGGUAAGUGAACCUAUUAAGCCACAUGAUUGGGAUUCGAAAGAAGCGAUAAUGGUGUCUACAAAAGACCAAUUAAAAGAAAUGGUUGAAACUCUUCAAUCUUCCAAGCAAAUUGCUGUAGACUUGGAGCAUCACGAUUUGCGAUCAUACUAUGGUAUAACGUGUCUCAUGCAGAUUUCAGAUAGAAACCAAGAUUGGUUAGUUGAUGUCUUGGCCCUCAGGUCUGAAAUGGAGAUUUUGAAUACCGUCUUUGCGGACCCAAAGAUUGUCAAAGUGUUUCAUGGUGCCUUCAUGGACAUAAUAUGGCUUCAGAGAGAUUUUGGACUUUACGUUGUAUCACUUUUUGAUACCUAUCAUGCUGCAAAAUUGUUAGGAUUUCCUAAAUUAUCACUCGCUUACUUGUUGGACCGAUUUGCAGGUUUCAAGGCAUCUAAAAAAUUUCAACUAGCUGACUGGCGAAUCAGACCAUUGUCUUCUUCUAUGGCAAAAUAUGCCCGAGCAGACACGCAUUACCUUCUUUAUAUUUAUGAUAGUCUUCGAAACCUAUUGGUCACCGAGGACAAUUCAAAGCUCAAACUCGUUCUUCAUUCAUCGCGAAAAGUGGCGCUGCGCAGAUUCGAGUACAUCAGAUUCCGAAAUUUGGACAGUGAAUUUAUCGACGAAGCUACACAAAUCAUGAGGAAUUAUAAUAUUUCGAUAAAGUAUGAGGCUCAUGUGAGACAAAUAUCUGCCUGGAGAGAUAAAUUGGCAAGAGAUUUAGACGAGUCGCCCCGAUAUCUCAUGCCGAACAGUGUAUUAGUGAAGCUCUCAAUUGGUGAGAUGCCGGCGAACGUUCUCACAUUGCAUCGAGUAUCCAAUGUUAACUUAGACAAAGAAGCUUUGGAAUCCUUGGUCCAGUUAGUCCGCAGUGCACAUUCGAGAAAUCUUCAAAAUGUCGAUUUAAAUAAUGGAUUGGAAGAAGAUGUACCACAACUGAGACAGCGCUCGGUCAAUGACCUUUUAGACGGACAGUCGCAGCUUUUGCUGUCGAACGGGGAUCUCUUACAUCAUCAGUCAAUAAUUUUUUCUGCAAGGCUCUUAGUGAGAAUACCUAGAGCGACUACGGGGAAGGUGAUCAAGCCAAAAGCCGAAGAAACGCUGAAUAUUUGCCCACCUCAAAUCGAGGCAGAGGAGAUGACAAGAGAAGAUGAAGAUCAUAUGUUUGUUCAGGCCAUUAAAGAACAUAGAAAGUCUACGCAUCAAAAUGAACGUAAGGCUAGCCGUGUCGAAGUGAAGUCACCAAACUUUUUGAAUUAUGAAAAAGCUUUACAAGACCAAAAUGUCCAAAAGGAAACAGCGAAGUUACGUAAAAGGAAAGAGCUAUUGAGUGAAUUAGAUAUGAAUUUUUACAUUGUACCGUCGAGCCUGUAUCAAACACAGCAGAAGAUGAAGAAGAAGAAGCCCAAGGCUAGUGGACGCAGAAGGUCUAGUAGAGGCUCUCUGAAUAGUCGAAUCUCCGCUGAAACGAAGUCCUCUAUCUCAGAGUCUACAGAGCUGCGACACCUGCUAGAUUCUCCAAAGGACGUGCCCAUGAUGGAUAGCAGUGCUCCUCACACUGAAAGAGAUAAUGAAACAUCAAACGCGGAUUUCUCACCACGAGAAGAAAGCCUUGGGGAGCCUCAGCAUCUACCAUCAACGCGUGAUAGCGCCAGGAGCCAGUCUGAUAAGAAGCCCUCGAAACAACAAGCUUAUCUGCAAGUUCCAACUGCAUCCUCGAUAUUGUCCCCAGAAUGUGGUGGCAUAGAAAUCAAGCCCGUUAACCAUCAAUCUAGGGGCGAAAAGGAGGAUAUCACGCACCGUAAGUCUCCUCAAACUAUCCCAGAAUUCAGCAUUAUAUCCUCAGUUGCAGGGCUCAAUUCAGAAACUUUUGUGAAGCGGUUCUUCUUGACACCGAUGUUUCAAACCUUAAGAUACAAGAACUAUUUAGACUUGCUUGAAAGCCAACAUGAAGCUGACGCUGUGACUUACGCAGAAGUGCGAAAUCAAUCAUUUUGCAAGUUUGUGAACAAAUUACUGUCCGAACUGGGAAGAGAGCAGGGAGGCGAGGAGCGUGAUGCUGACUUGUAUCGGCACGAGGGGAUUCUAGCGUGUGAGCUCUUCAAAUGCAGACAGUUUUUGAGAAGACUACUCUCGAUGAAGAUAGGUAUUGAUAAUCUGAAUGUUUUGCAUUACCUACCGGAAGAGCUUAUUCAGGCAAACUUCACCAACUAUGUCAGAUAUCUACUCAGCCUCCCGUUGACAUUACCCGAUUUCCAUGAACAUCUAGACUCUGUAACAGCGUCGCACUACAAGUUUAAGGCUUCACUUCAGGAAUUGAAGGAUAGGUUGAAUUCAAUAGCCCAAGAUGGACUUGGAAAUGAGGCGUUAGUUCUUCCUGGUGCAGACGUCAUAGUGCAAGCCAUAACGAAAGUUCUGUACGAGUACAUUCUUUUGGAGCAGUAUCAUAUCGAUGUUUUAGCUAAGUUGGGAAACAACUCCGUAUUGGAUCGACGGAUCGUAAAGCUUCUAUUCAACUUAUACAGCUUGAACAUGAAGCUCGAAAAUAAGGAAUCUUUGAAAAUUUUGAACUUCAACAUAUUUUUCAGCGCUCAGUAUUCGUGGUACCUCGCCCUAACUAUCCCAUUUGUAAGAGUUUUUGAAAGCAACAUCUUUGUUCACGACGAGGCAGAGCAGUAUGGUGACCACUUCAAGACACUGGAUCUUGAACUACACGAGUCAUUUUUCAAGCAGCUCAAAUUUGAGUCAUUCGAGGAUUUCAACAAUCUAACCAAGGCUGAUCUCAUCAAAUUGCGCAAAAACUUAGAGGAAAAGCCUCAUAACAGUGGAUCAAGCCAUGGCGAUACCAGGCCUGCGAGACACAAACCUGACAACUUCGAGUAUCUUCGUCAAGGUAUUUUUGAAAUCAAAGCCGAGACAUUUCAUGUAAUUCAGUCUCGUGAUCUUUACCUACAGCUCAAUCAUGACAAUUAUCAUGCCGUCAUAAGGGAGUUUCACAGGAUACUAAAGAAAGGCGGUAUUCUUGAGCUACCAAUACACAUCCCCAAGACUUCGCCGCCUCGCGAUUCUACGACUUCAUACUUCCCGAAGCGCCCUUCUAACGACAUAUAUUACCGAGACCAAAGCUUAAAGACAGAUUUCAUAACGGCUAUUUUUCUGGAAUUGAAUGUUGUCUUCGGUUCCAGGAAUGUUAUGCUUGGCAGUGCCUUGAUAUCGGCCGAAAGCAAAAUGAAUACUUUUGUUUCGAAUCACAUAUCGUUAAGACUUCACGAUAUGUAUGGAGAUAUCCAAUCUUUUCUAUCAGCAUUCAACGAAAUGUCGAGUCCUGCAGGUAUGGUAGGAAACUACUAUUUCUACAUUCGUUCCGAGAAGACGUGA